This is a messenger RNA of Mustela erminea (ermine), 1081 nucleotides long. RefSeq names its product G-patch domain containing 11 (gene GPATCH11). The record is from RefSeq and is a predicted model, not a curated record. Lineage: Eukaryota; Metazoa; Chordata; Mammalia; Carnivora; Mustelidae. Gene Ontology annotation, molecular function: nucleic acid binding. Bases 275 to 1069 code for a protein of 264 amino acids. Gene Ontology annotation, cellular component: kinetochore. The transcript has 10 exons.
GUCCUGCCUGCCACAGGUUUCCAAUUGAUGGCUCUGUUGGAAACUCAGGUGGGACCUGAGGUUCAGACGUCGCACGGUGUAGGUGGGCGCAUGCGCAGCGCGCGCUCGCUGGAGCUGGCCGGGCGAGAGUAGAGCUGCCAGGUCUGAAGCAGCCUUCGUGUUGCCGCCUCUCUGCCCGCUCUCUGCCGAACAAAACAAGACAAACCUUACCCGAACCAGACCUACUACGGUCUAACAAACUGGCUAACUCCAUUCUUCCAGAUACUUUUGCCAUAUGAAGUUGAACAUGGCAGAAGAAGAGGACUACAUGUCUGAUUCCUUCAUUAAUGUCCAACAAGACAUCAGACCGGGAUUGCCAAUGCUGAGGCAGAUCCGAGAAGCCCGUCGAAAAGAAGAAAAGCAGCAGGAAGCUAAUUUGAAAAAUAGGCAGAAGAGUUUAAAAGAAGAAGAACAAGAAAGACGUGAUAUUGGGCUGAAGAAUGCAUUAGGCUGUGAAAACAAAGGGUUUGCUCUGCUCCAAAAGAUGGGAUAUAAAAGCGGUCAGGCCCUUGGCAAGAGUGGGGAUGGUAUUGUUGAGCCAAUUCCUCUCAACGUCAAAACAGGGAAAAGUGGUCUUGGUCACGAGGCAUUGCUGAAGCGGAAAGCAGAGGAAAAACUAGAAAGCUACAGGAGAAAGAUUCACAUGCAAAACCAAGCUGAAGAAACAGCUGCAGAGCAGUUUCGACUGCGAUUUAAACAUAAGCACGAUGAAGUGAAGCUGGAAGGAGACCUGAGGAGAAGCCAGCGAGCCUGCCGCCAGUUGGAUACUCAGAAGAACAUUCAGGUUCCGAGGGAAGCGUGGUACUGGUUGGGGCUUGAAGAGGAGACUGAGGAAGAGGAAGAGGAAGAAAAAGAGCCAGAGGAAGAUGAAUAUAAGAGUGAAGACUUAAGUGUACUGGAAAAAUUACAGAUAUUGACUGGUUAUUUAAGAGAAGAACAUCUGUAUUGUAUUUGGUGUGGAACAGCCUAUGAAGAUAAAGAAGACCUCUCUUCAAAUUGCCCAGGACCAACUUCUGCAGAUCACGACUAAGACUAUUCUCAA